Molecule: messenger RNA, 3129 nt
Organism: Tetrahymena thermophila SB210
Lineage: Eukaryota; Ciliophora; Oligohymenophorea; Hymenostomatida; Tetrahymenidae
Exons: 2
Source: RefSeq, a predicted model, not a curated record
AUGAAAUCUUAUAGCCAAAACAACAUCAACAUAGCUAUGAAUAGCUAAAUUAAUAAUGCAAGCUAAUUAAAUUCUAAAGGUAAAGCCAUUAAUAUGAUAUAAAAACCACUUCGAACUGAGUGCUCUCCUAAGAAUUACUCGAACAAUAGCUUUACUUUAAACUAGACAUAGCCCUUUUAGCUUAACGCUAAAAGAAAUAGUAUAGAACCUACAAGCAUAUCACACAGAUUAGUAUAAAACUCAAAGAGAACAACACAUAACAAUUACAAUUAAAAUUAAAAUUCUUCCAAAGAAAAAGAAAAUAUUAAUAUUAUUGCUCAAUUCAGCUCUGUUCCAUCAUAAAAUAGAACAAGUUAACUUUAACAAAAUAGCAAAGGCUCUCAAAUCCAAAUAUAAAAUGCUUAAAAUUAAAUCUUAAACAACAGUGGUUAAAAGCUAUACUCUUCAAGAGUUACUACACAUUAAUUUGAGCAAAAGCUUAUAUAGUAGCAGUAACUGAAUAAUAGUUAAGUUUAACAGCUAAACAUAUAGCCCUUAGAUUUUCUUGAUAUGUCGAAAGGAGACUUAAAAUUAUCUCAAGUCAUUUCCCCAACUUCACUCUCAAGAUUAAACUCAUCAACUUCUUCCUCUUCAAAAGAGAAAAUUUAAUGCCAAAAAAGUCUUUCCAAAAUUAACUGUAAAAAUCAUACCACAGUCUAGGCACAUUAUUAUGUAAUAGAGAAUAGAGUAGUUAGUUACUUUUGUACUUAAUGUUCUGUAAACUUAGUAAAAAAAGGCUUGAAACUUCAUGAAAUAUUGAACUCAUAGUAAAGUUAAAAAAAGCCUUUACAAUAAGUCAAUAUUAACAAUAUUCAAUAGAAUAGCUUUAAUCCAACCUCUACUCCUAUGAAAUUGAGUCUUGGGUAGCACAAAAUGAUUAAUUUGAAUUUUAAUUAGGUUAAUAAUUAAAAAUCUAACUAGCAAAGAAAUAUUUCUAAUGUAACUAAUUCACCUAGCUCACAGUUAGUCACUCCUAGCAGUACUUUGCUAACACCAAGAUAAUAAACAUCUACUGCUUCUGUCAGUAUAUUUGAACCUUUCUCCAGUACUUAGGAAGUUAAUAAUCAUCAUUUAAAUUCUUAAUAAUAAACACCUACUCUUAAUGCAUUAAAUUAGAAUGAUGAAGAUUUCGAAGAGUCUUUUGAUAAAAUUUUAGUUAAAAACAAAAUAAAGGAUUUGUAAGGGGAUAAAUUAAAAGUAAAAGAGUACUUAGAAGAUCUGAUGAAUAAGUUAGAUAAUGUUAGAGUUUUAUCUUAAUAAAAGCUAGAUAAAAUAGAGAACAAAAAGUUACAGUUGCAUGAAUUCUACGAGUGCUAAAAACAAAUAAUUUUAGAAAAAAUGCUUGAAUUAAUAACAAUGAUUGAGCAAGAGAAAUAAGUCAGCUUACAGAACAUUGAAUAAUAAAAAGGAAAUGGCAUGCUGGAGUUGAAUGGAAUCGAGUAAAAUCUUAAGCAGUAAAUGAAAGAUAUGAAAAACAUAAGAUGUGAUAUCAAAGAUAAUAUUAGCAAUAUUUUUAAUAAUCUUGAUCUAAAGCCUUUCAAGGUGAUUUACAACAAAUACAACGAUAAACUAGAGCAGUUUUAAGAAAGUAUUAAUAAAGUAGAUAUGUCUUAUUUAAGUUACCAGAUACUAAAACCAAGUAGUAUUUCGACUUACAUCAGCCUUCUAACAAAUAAAUAAAAUAAUCCAUUUUAAUUAGAAACAAAAUCAGAGAUAUUAAAUUUCAAUCUUACUCAACAUUUGCAAAGCAUUUUUCCUUAAAAUUUAUAAACAACAAACAAAAAAGAAAGAUAAUCGUUUGUUAAUAACGAUGAAAAGCUGAAUGAAGAUAUUAAAUAAAGACAGCACACUCCUUAGAGCAAAUAAGAAUAAACAUAUGGUGAUAUUACUCAUGAAGAUACACCUAGGAAUAAUGAUAAAACAAUCCAAAGCAAUAAAGAAUAAAAUAACAGAUAAAAUACAAGAGAAAACCAAGUUUAUGUGUCAUUCAAUAAUAAAAAUAUCUUCUAGAACGACCUUGCAAACCACAUUGAGACUCUUAAUGAUGAGCAAAAUCAAGAACCUAUUCCUAUGGUUUCACUGAAUCUGUCAAGUAAUAAAUAAAGCUCAGAUGAUGAUAUACAAGGCUUUGCAAAACCCUCAGAGUAAACAAAACUAAAAAUUCAAAAACUUUUGAAAGAAGAAUCAAAGGAUAAUGAAAAAGGAAUAUUUAUUAUCAAAGAAGAAGAAGCAAAUAAUAACAAUUCAUUAUCUAAUUAAAUUUGUUCAUCAUCUCACUAGCGUAACUCAAACUAAUUCAACUCAGUAUCAUCUAAUUAAUAUAAUUCAAAUUAAUUUGGAUCAAAUUAAAUGAUAGAUUCUCAAAUCUAAAAUUUUGGCUCAAUUAAAUAAGAUUCUACUCAGCUUCCCAGCAUUAAUGCUCACCUUGUAAAUUCCUAGAACGAAUAUGGGCUAAUAAAUAACAUUAGUAAAGAAAGUAUUGACAUUAUUAAUCUUGACACUUAUAAACAAAGUACACUAUUAAAGCAGACAUCACCUUCAAGAAACUCUCAAAAUUCACAAAAUGGAGUAAGUAAAGGAAGGUCAACCUGCAAAUCCCCAAAUAGCUUGAAGUAUUUAGAGCUAAUUGACAAAAUUAAUACAAAUCAAUUAAAUACAAAUAUUUUCUAUCAGACAUUAAUCAGAGACAACCAAAUAACAUCCUCUAGCUAAGACAAUGCACCAUCAUCAACUAAUACAUUUGCAACAUAACUCUAAAAAAUGUAAAUUAACAACAACAAUAGCAAUUAUCUAGAUCCUAAUAAAUCUUUAACAUAGCAAAAUAAAACAAUUAGUGAUUUGAAUAAUUCACUGAAUAUAUAAUAAAGUCAAGUAAUAUUCAAUGACCCUAUAUAAAAGUAGAGCAAUAGUAUUGUUGAAAUUGGAAGUAUUUCCCCUAUCUCUGUAUUGGCAACUCCUAAUAGUAACUAUUAUAUAUCUUCUGCCGUAAAUACUACCUAGUCUAAACGCUUGUCAAGCCCUACAAUAGCUAGAACAAUUACCUUACCAGGCGCACAAUAAAAUCACAACUACUAGAAAAAACUAUUUUGA